AACUACGGUCGAGUCUGUGCUAAUGUCAACUUUUGAAUAUCACCUUAUUUCAAUAACAAUCCAUGAGUGUUAACCGUAGCAAACGUCUGUUUUAGAACACAUGUGACUGUCCUACAGGACGCCAUUGAUGUUUUGUCACUGAAGAACACGCGUGCGUCCAGUUAUAGUACGAUCAUGCGUACAAUGAUCAUGAGUACGAAUGGGUACGUUCCAGCAAUGGUUCUAGUAGCUGUGCAAUGGCCCGUACUAACGUACGUACUUAUGUCAGUGCAUAACAAGAAGAAGUGGCUUGAAAUUUUCAGUGAGGCUCUGUCAAACUUUGGUCCAAAGUGAUUGCUGACACUCCUCGUUGAUAUCUGACGUUACAAUAAGUUCCUACUCACGAUAGCUUAGAGAUCUUGUCGAGAAAUCAUGGCGCACUAUAAGGGAGCAGCCAGUGAGGCUGGGCGGGCGAUGCAGCUGAUGAAGAAGCGAGAAAUAGCACAGCAGGAGAUAGAAUUGCGAAAGAAAAAAAUAGAAGAUGACUUAAAAAUCGAUAACAUAGAAAAUAAGUUUGCUACACAUUACGAUGCCGUGGAACAACAAUUAAAGACGUCUACUAUUGGUUUGGUAACAUUGAAUGAGAUGAAAGCUAAACAAGAAAAUAUUGUCAAGGAGCGAGAAAGAAAAUUAGCACAAAAAGAAAGGGAAAAAGAACAAGAAAAGGAAAGAGCACUUGCUGCUAAGCAAGCGGAAAAAAAUAAACAGAAGAAACAAAUUCAAGCCCUAUCCUUUGACAUGUAUGAUGAUGAAGGAGCAAAUGACUCAGAGUCCGAAUCAGAUUCCAAAUCAGAUAUUUCAAGUACCUCAAAUCGGUCUAAAGAGAUUGAGGAUAAACUAAACCCACCACUGCCUAAGAAAAUUAAAAAAAAUCCUGAUGUUGACACGAGCUUUUUACCUGAUAGAGAACGAGAAGAAGAGGAAAAUAAAUUGAGGGAAGAACUCCGUCAAGAAUGGGCCACUAAGCAGAAUGUACUUAAGGAAGAGGAAAUAGAAAUUACAUUCAGUUAUUGGGAUGGGUCUGGGCACCGAAGAAGUGUCAUCAUGAAGAAAGGUAAUUCGAUUUAUCAACUGCUCCAAAGAUGCCUGGAAGUUUUACGAAGAGAGUUUAGCGAAUUAAAGACUGUCAUGGCAGAUCAGCUCAUGUAUGUGAAAGAGGACCUUAUUCUACCUCAUCAUUACACUUUUUAUGAUUUCAUAGUAACUAAGGCUAGAGGAAAAAGCGGGCCCCUAUUUACAUUUGACGUUCAUGAUGAUAUUAGAAUGAUGCAUGAUGCAUCCGUAGAAACAGAAGAAUCCCACGCUGGAAAAGUUUUGUUGAGAUCCUGGUACGAGCGCAACAAGCAUAUUUUUCCCGCCAGUAGAUGGGAGCCGUAUGACCCUACAAAGAGUUACGAUAAAUACACAGUAUCUGAUAAAAAUAAAAAAAAAGAUAAGGUUUGAAGAGCAAAGCAAUUAAUUCUCAAGACUUGAAUUCAAGACGAACUACGAAGCUAACACCAUACGUAAUUCGCGAUGCCGAUGAAAACAAUAGCAACGAACAUUCAAAAUGCAUGUUAUUGAUUUUGGUUAAUAAAUUUUGCAAUCCAUCCCACGUA
Molecule: messenger RNA, 1637 nt
Organism: Athalia rosae (coleseed sawfly)
Lineage: Eukaryota; Metazoa; Arthropoda; Insecta; Hymenoptera; Athaliidae
Product: protein FAM50 homolog
Exons: 5
Coding region: 412-1482 (356 amino acids)
Biological process (GO): chromatin organization
Cellular component (GO): nucleus
Source: RefSeq, a predicted model, not a curated record